Molecule: messenger RNA, 1167 nt
Organism: Penicillium malachiteum
Lineage: Eukaryota; Fungi; Ascomycota; Eurotiomycetes; Eurotiales; Aspergillaceae
Exons: 3
Coding region: 1-1167 (388 amino acids)
Source: RefSeq, a predicted model, not a curated record
AUGGAUCAAGAGUUCAUUGCCAGAUUUGCAAAGUAUGCCAACGAGACCCAAAUGAGGAUUCUUUUGAGUAAAUUGAACACCGAUACCCCUCUGACGGAAAUUGUUCUGUGGGAAGCAGCUCGUAAUGAAGAGGGUGCUGGUGCAAUGCGUCAAAUCCUUCGUCGACAGGAACACCGGGCUCAAGUCAACGAGGAUGUUCUCACUGAGGUGGCAUUUGAGACAUCUUGCAGUCAUGCGCUUGAAAUGAUGGAAAUUCUACUUGAUGAGCAGCAAGCUGGAUUUAUCGUCACUCACAAGAUAUUAUGCAAAGCAGCCUCUCUUCAUGAGAAAGAUGUCUUUGAGAUACUGAUGAACAAUGGAGGCUUGCAGAUCCCAAUCAUUGAAAAAUUAAUUCUCUGUGCCGUGGAGGCCAACAAUGAUGAUGUUGUAUCUUUUCUAUUGGAUCUUGAGGAAAAGACCCAGAUUGAUCCUCUACCUAUCACGGAGUGGGUUUUGUUACCUGCUAUGAGAAACUUGAAGCCUGCCACUCUGAAGGCCAUCUUACAUAGACGGCCAUUCACUCAAGUCAGUCAAGUCAGUGACAAAAUGUUUGUUAAAUCAUGUUACAACAAAUCGGCAGGGACGCUUUUGCUUCUACUUGAACCACCACACAAUCAAUUGCCCGUCAUGGAAAUGAUACAAGCGUUGAAAUAUCAUAUGAGAGGAUCAGGCUCGCUUGGUCAGACGGCCACCAGAAAAGUCCAAGCGCUUAUGGAUGAAAUGGUCAUCAAGGCUGAUCAAGAACUCCUGGAAGAUUUUGCAGACAAUACCUACACAUUGGAAUUCUUGCUGCAGAGGAAUUCCACAAUAUGCAUCACGGAACAAGCCGUGAUCCGCGCAGCAGCCCACCGGGAUGCACUAGCCAUUCUGCUUGAUAAGCGACUGGAGGAUAUUCCAAUGUCAAAGGGGGUCAUGGUAGCGAUAGUGGAGAAAGCGGCAUGCUCAGGUCAUUUUGCAGGUUUACGACAGAUCCUCACGCAUUUUGGUUCGACGGUACCAAUUACAGAGAAGGUUUUGGUGGCAGCAUCAGCUACCUUGGAUACUCUACAACUUCUUCUCCAAAGCCCAGGUCUCAAUAUACCUCUCCCUCUACCUGAGAAAGUGGUUGCAAAUGCCACUAUGGAGUAA